Molecule: messenger RNA, 1328 nt
Organism: Pollicipes pollicipes
Lineage: Eukaryota; Metazoa; Arthropoda; Thecostraca; Pollicipedomorpha; Pollicipedidae
Gene: Uxt
Product: Uxt prefoldin-like subunit
Biological process (GO): negative regulation of transcription by RNA polymerase II; positive regulation of transcription by RNA polymerase II
Cellular component (GO): mediator complex
Molecular function (GO): transcription corepressor activity
Source: RefSeq, a predicted model, not a curated record
GGCUUCGUGGCGCGUGGGAGGGGCUUGGAGGCCAAUGGGAAUGGUUGGUCGUAAUUUUCGUUUUCAGCUUCAAAUCUAAAUGAUUAUGGGUUGCAAUGGUUGAUGGCUGAACAGUGCGUGACAUAAGAUGCAAAAUCUACUUCUGGGCUACAGAAGUGACGUCCAAGCACUGCCUCAUAUACCUAACGCCAAGAGCUGAACGUAAUGCAGGUACUGAAGAGAAUAAUAGAAACGUACCAACAAUGUCAGGUAGUCCAUGCAUGGCAUGAAAUUUUCUUUUCACAUCUGUCAGCUGCUGUCCACUGGGCCAGGUUCAAAUCCAGCAGUGCAACAACCUUUUUGCACAAUGGACAGGGACAAGAUCACAAAAUAUGAGGAAUUCCUGAAUGAGACCUUGAAAGUAGAUCUGAAGAAGCUGCUGGACCGGCGGGAUGGAGUUUAUGAAAACAUUGCCCACCACCUCGAGCUGAGGAAUACUAUCAACACUCUGCAAAAGGCUCAGGUGGACAAGAAGCCCCUGAAAACAAAGGUCGAUUUGGGAUGCAACUUCUACUGUUCAGCAAAAAUCGAUGAUCCAUCGCGCAUUUUCGUGCGUAUCGGAUUCGGCUUCUACUUGGAGAUGACCCACACGGAGGCGCUCAAGUUUAUAGCGCAGCGGGUGGAGGCGCUGGAGCGCCAGGCGCAGCUGCUGGGACAGAAUGCGGUGGCAGUGCGUGCCAAGAUCGACAUGGUGUUGCAUGCGCUACGUGAGCUGCACGGUGUGUCGACGCCCGUCGACAGGUAAUACCAGGCGCGGCCGCGGCGACGGCGCGCGCAUAACACUGGUGGCGGUCGAUGCCUCGACUCGCGGUGGCCACAGGCGUGCCUGCCAUUGACAGCAUGCACACCCCAGGCGCGGGUGCGCAUGUGUGGGUAUAGGUGCGUGUUCACCGUUCUCAAGGAUCCGCUGGUGUGCGCAGACGGGACUGGGCUGCUGCUGGAUGGUGUUGUGUGUGAACUGACGUAACCGAAGCGAUCGAGGCGCGUGAAGCGUGGCAAGAAGCAACAUGUUUCCAGUUGCUGUGUUGGGGUGAGAAUUGGAAUGAACUCCGUCCGGCUAUGCACAUGCUUGAAAUAUGCCGGUCCGUUUGAUUACUGGUAGCGCUAUCAGUGGGCGCUGCGCAGACUUUGCCUGGUUUUAGCCAGGAUUUCUUGCCGAGUACACCUUUCGUACUUGUAGUGUCGAUCGUCUCUGCUCGUUGUAUGGCCAUGCUUUCCUACCUCGCCGUGUGGCGCCUUUGCCAGCGGUUGGUGGCCAGCGUGCCCGCCGAGCUGGCCGCGCUCUGUGC